AUGAAAAUUAGAAGCGGCGGCCACGACUACGAUGGCUUGUCCUACGUUUCGUAUGCUGGCCAUCCAUUCUUCAUCAUAGACAUGUUUAAUCUCCGGACGGUCGAUGUUGACCUAGCCAGUAAAACCGCUUGGGUUCAAAGCGGUGCCAUUCUCGGAGAGGUUUAUUACUAUAUAUGGGAGAAGAGCAAAACGCUAGCUUUUCCCGCUGGAGUUUGUCCGACGGUUGGUGUCGGCGGCCAAUAA
This is a messenger RNA of Eruca vesicaria subsp. sativa (arugula), 243 nucleotides long. Lineage: Eukaryota; Viridiplantae; Streptophyta; Magnoliopsida; Brassicales; Brassicaceae. The record is from the annotation of a GenBank genome assembly.